AGCGAAGAAGAGUCGAGUUCGAGCCAUGGAGGCAAUGCAUUUUUCAACCGUUGCUUCCCGCCAUUUCUCGGCGACUUCCGGUUCCUUUAUGACGAACAGGAUGUUCUACAACAGUCCCAGAAACACAACUUUGCUUGGAAGUACAUGGAGUAUUGGUUCGAGCAAUAUCACUUCCCUUUCUUCGAGGAAUUUGUUCACUAGAGAAAUAUGGGGAUGGGUAAAUUCCAAGACGGUAACUUUAAGGAGAGAGAUGCGAGGUGUUGUACGAGCUGAAAUGUUUGGACAGUUGACGAGUGGCCUCGAAGCUGCUUGGACCAAGCUUAAAGGAGAAGAGGUUUUGACGAAGGAGAACAUUGUGGAGCCAAUGCGCGAUAUUAGGAGAGCACUUUUGGAAGCAGAUGUUAGUCUGCCUGUUGUUAGAAGGUUUGUCCAAGCUGUUAGUGACCAGGCUGUUGGAGUUGGCCUUAUUCGAGGAGUGAAGCCAGAUCAACAAUUGGUUAAGAUUGUACACGAUGAGCUUGUGAAAUUGAUGGGAGGAGAGGUUUCUGAACUGGUCUUUUCAAAAUCUGGCCCCACUGUUAUAUUAUUGGCUGGUCUGCAAGGGGUUGGAAAGACAACUGUUUGUGCGAAGUUAGCUAAUUAUCUUAAGAAACAGGGUAAGAGUUGCAUGCUUAUCGCAGGAGAUGUAUACAGACCUGCUGCUAUCGAUCAACUCGUUAUUUUGGGCGAACAGGUGGGCGUUCCUGUAUAUACAGCAGGGACUGAGGUCAAACCAUCUGAAAUAGCGAAGCAAGGUUUAGAAGAGGCCAAAAAGAAGAAGAUAGAUAUAGUGAUAAUGGAUACUGCAGGAAGGCUCCAGAUUGAUAAAGCAAUGAUGGAUGAGUUGAAAGAAGUGAAGAAAGUAUUGAAUCCCACAGAAGUUUUGCUGGUUGUGGAUGCAAUGACUGGCCAAGAAGCUGCUGCCUUGGUCACAACAUUCAAUGUUGAGAUAGGGAUUACUGGUGCCAUUUUGACAAAGCUAGAUGGAGAUUCUAGAGGUGGCGCUGCUUUGAGUGUUAAAGAGGUGUCUGGGAAGCCGAUCAAGCUUGUAGGACGCGGAGAGCGCAUGGAGGACCUUGAGCCUUUCUAUCCAGAUCGUAUGGCUGGACGCAUCUUGGGAAUGGGAGAUGUUCUCUCAUUUGUUGAGAAGGCACAAGAAGUUAUGCGCCAAGAAGAUGCUGAAGAGCUGCAAAAGAAGAUAAUGAGUGCAAAGUUUGACUUCAAUGAUUUCCUAAAGCAGACUCGUGCUGUUGCACGAAUGGGCUCCAUGACUCGUGUUAUUGGAAUGAUCCCUGGAAUGGGGAAGGUUACCCCAGCCCAGGUUCGAGAAGCAGAGAAGAGUUUAAAAAUAAUGGAGGCAAUGAUUGAAACCAUGACACCAGAGGAAAGGGAGAAGCCGGAGUUAUUGGCUGAGUCUCCUGAAAGGAGGAAAAGAGUUGCUCAAGGUUCCGGUAAAACAGAGCAGCAGGUGAGUCAACUUGUCGCUCAACUCUUCCAAAUGCGUGUUCGUAUGAAGAAUUUGAUGGGUGUAAUGGAAGGUGGAUCCAUUCCAACAUUGAGCAAUCUUGAGGAUGCAAUGAAAGCUGAACAAAAGGCUCCUCCUGGUACUGCAAGAAGAAAGAGGAGAUCAGAGUCAAGAAGGCAGUUUGCAGACUCAGCAUCAACAAGGCCAAGUCCUCGUGGUUUCGGGGCAAAGAACUAGGAACUCAAAUCUGAGGAACAGCAAGACUCUUCAUUAUCUGCUUGCAGUGAAAGCAGACUUUCUGGUGUUUCUUGAGAGCUGCGGAAACUCAUUGCAUGCUCAUCAUGAGAACAAAACUAUUGAGAUGAUCAUCCUGCAAAAUUCCAAUGUAACAGGAGAUGAUGUAAUUUAACUUGUUUGUUAAUUGCUUAUUAGGCAAGAUGCGCUCCACAUCGAACAAACACAAUUUCACAAGAAACCAAAUUAUGUUAGUAUGGUAUCUUCUUGAUUGA
Messenger RNA from Theobroma umbraticum, 2013 nucleotides. RefSeq names its product chloroplast signal recognition particle 54 kDa subunit (gene CPSRP54). Gene Ontology annotation, biological process: SRP-dependent cotranslational protein targeting to membrane. Gene Ontology annotation, cellular component: signal recognition particle. The record is from RefSeq and is a predicted model, not a curated record. Lineage: Eukaryota; Viridiplantae; Streptophyta; Magnoliopsida; Malvales; Malvaceae. Gene Ontology annotation, molecular function: GTPase activity; ATP hydrolysis activity; GTP binding.